AAUUAUUAAACGCAAUUUUUCGUAAAUUCAUAGAUCGCAUAACAAUAAUUAGGAAAAUAUGAUAGUUGUGAUAAGAUAGUUCCGCAUAAAAUCAGUCAAGAGUGUGCAAAGUAGUUCAAAAUUAUCAAUAAUCACUUAAAAUAGAAUCAAAAAGGACAGAAAUUAAGGAAAAAUGAAUUAUCAAGCAACAAUAGACCGAACAGAGAAUCCAUUUCAGCAACUUAAUAAUCAGGAUGAUAAUUUUGAGGACGAAGAAGAUAAUACGCAUAAUAUAAAAUUCACAAUACCACCGAAUAGUAAUGAAAAAGCUCAGUGGAAUCACAUCGUAGAUUUAGACUCAUUUUUCCGGAGAAUCUAUAAAUAUCAUCAAAAAAAUGGAUUUAAAGUAAUUGCUUUGGAAGAGAUUCUUGGCUUAUUCCAAUUUGUUGUAGUCGUCGUUUUUAUUAUAUUCACAACUUACUGUGUAAACUAUCCAGUUCUCUUCAAAGAAGAGAAGCCGCCAGAUCAGACGGAAUUUCCAGUUAAAUAUACAAUUAAGGAUGUCAUUUUUACAUCCGAGCAGUGCCAUGCACGAUUCUCUCUUUGGACUUAUGCGCUUAUAGGAGUUUCUGUGAUUUUUUGGGUUGUGCGAGCUAUUACUGUCUUCUUUCAUAUCAUACACAACUACGACAUCCAAUGCUUCAUGAAGGUUGCGUUAAAAAUUGAGGAUUAUGAGUUGGAGAACUAUACAUGGCAUGAAAUUCAGAGGAGGAUACGUGAUGCACAAUCCGAAAUUCAACUUUGUGUCCACAAAGACAACUUAACAGAACUCGAUAUUUAUCAUAGAAUUUUAAGAUUUCAAAACUAUAUGGUAGCAAUGAUUAACAAGAAUGUACUACCGUCUAAGCUAAAUAUACCGAUAAUUGGCGAAGUAAAUGUGCUAAGUAAAUUGCUAAUCUACAAUAUCGAAUUGAUACUUUUUCGUGGACCGUUUGCUUGCUUCGAGAAUAAUUGGCACUUGAAAGAGGAUUUUAAGAGAGCUACAAAACGUGCUGAGCUCGCUUCGAAACUUUCAAAACAUAUUACUUGGUAUGCUUUGGUAAACUUAAUGCUGGCACCGCUUAUAUUUUUGUGGCAAGUUUUGUUCUUCUUCUUCAGUUACGCACCAAUUGUGAAGAAGGAACCAACGAUAUUAGGAAUGAGGACAUGGUCUCAAUAUGGAAAGCUUUAUUUGCGUCAUUUUAACGAACUCGAUCAUGAAUUAGAUGCGAGAUUAAAUCGCGCAUACAGACCAGCUGUUAAAUAUGUCAAUGCAUUUUCAUCGCCAAUUCUCACCGUCUUAGCUAGAUUCUGUAUUUUUACGUUUGGCGGAUUAGGAAUGUUUCUAUUCAUCUUGGCAAUCGUCGACGAAGAUGUUAUACAAGUUGAGCACGUUCUGCUCAUCAUCACAGCCUUUAUGGGCAUUACAGUCGUUUCACAUAGCUUAAUUCCGGACGAGAAUUUAAUUUGGUGUCCUGAGCAACUUAUGAAGAACAUUUUAUGCCAUGCUCACUAUUUAAAGCCAGAAUGGCGCGGAUUUGCACAUACGUCGAAAGUUCUUAGAGAAUUUGAAGACUUUUUUCAGCUUAAAGCAUUUUAUUUUGUAAAUGAGAUUUUUAGUCCAUUUUUGACAUUUUUCGUGCUUAUGUUUAGCAUUAGACCACGUUCGACAGAAAUUAUUGACUUUUUAAGGAACUUUACAGUCUCAGUUAUUGGUGUCGGUGAUGUCUGUUCAUUUGCUCAAAUGGAAAUAAGAAAGCAUGGAAAUGCAGAUUGGCAAAUUGUUAACAGCAAUGAAGAUUUAAGUCCAACAGUCGAGACAAAUCAAUACAAUCAAGGUGAAAAUGGCAAGACUGAAUUGUCUUUGGUCCACUUUGCAUUAACAAAUCCACACUGGAAAAUGACAACAGAAGCCAAACAAUUUUUACGAGGAGUUCGAAAGCAUGCAAUGCACGAUUUAAAUAAGACACGAAAUCCUUUGGCACCGACUAAUUUAGGAGCAACAGCUAUGGGACAAAGUUUGAUGUCUGUUGAAAGUUUGGGUGAAGAAUAUUCAUCUGUUGUGCAAUCAAUUUUACAGAUUCAAAAUCUGUCGACAUCGCAGCAUAUGAUGGGCAUGUCAAUGUAUCAACAACCAACUUAUACAGCAGGUCCAUCAAAUCAACCAAUAACUCCACCAAAUACAGCAAUAAUUCAGUCUUCGAUGGCACCAACAUUUGAUUUCGAGAGAAUGUUACGUGACAAUUUAACGGAUGGAUCGACCAUGACGCAAAUGCGUAGUCAGUAUCUCCCAAAUAUCAAUGAAGAUGAAGAUUCUGAUGAUCAGCAUCAAGAAGCAGCAGCUUCUCAACCUGUUCCACCGAAUAGAAAUGCAACUGGAUUGCAUAUGAGCAUUCGGGGAAGUUUAGCAAAGAAGGAAGGUCCAAUAGAAAUGUCUAAGCAUGGUCUUCUUUACAGUUUAUGUAAUAUUCCUCAAAAUGAAACUCAAAUGUUUUCGCCGGAACUUACGACGGCUGACAUGUGUUUAAGUACUCUUUAUUUGCAUGAAGUACAUCAUAAGCAGCAACAACGUCGUGGUGCACGAUUAGAAGAGAGUCAAAGAUUCUUAUGGCAAAAACCACGACAAAAUCCACAAGAUACAUCAUUACAAGUCAAUAAUGAGAGGAUGCCUUUACUGUCAUCGAGGAAAUCCUAGCGAAAAGCUCCCCAAGAGUGGGUGUGAAACUAGAUAUCCAUUUUUAAAAUUCUGAUAGAAUAUUUUCAAUUUUACUAGAUGUGUAUGUACAUACGAGAAUGAACCAUUUUAAUUAACAUAUUAUGAUAAUAAUGUUGCUUAAAAACGAAGAAGAAAGUGUAAUUAUAAGCCGAAAAAACAAUAAAAAAAUAAUUAAC
This is a messenger RNA of Chironomus riparius, 2910 nucleotides long. The record is from the annotation of a GenBank genome assembly. NCBI's taxonomy places the organism in Eukaryota, Metazoa, Arthropoda, Insecta, Diptera, Chironomidae.